Messenger RNA from Malurus melanocephalus (red-backed fairy wren), 5856 nucleotides. It is a transcript of the gene GATA4, whose product is annotated as GATA binding protein 4. The record is from RefSeq and is a predicted model, not a curated record. Gene Ontology annotation, cellular component: nucleus. Gene Ontology annotation, biological process: negative regulation of transcription by RNA polymerase II; positive regulation of transcription by RNA polymerase II; cell fate commitment. The transcript is spliced from 6 exons. Gene Ontology annotation, molecular function: DNA-binding transcription factor activity, RNA polymerase II-specific; zinc ion binding; RNA polymerase II cis-regulatory region sequence-specific DNA binding. Lineage: Eukaryota; Metazoa; Chordata; Aves; Passeriformes; Maluridae. Bases 272 to 1510 code for a protein of 412 amino acids.
UCUCCCCUCCGGAGGGACCUGGACUUCUUGCUUGGGGUCUGGAAGAGGCGACGGGACCCGCUGAAGGUGGGGAAGGCGGGCGGUGGGUGAACGGGGUGGGUCGGAGGAAAAUCGGCAUCGCUGGUGGUGUUUUGGUUUUGGCUGCAAGGCUGCGCCCACGCGAGACCGCUCCGGGGGGAAAAAAAGUGGAGCCGAGGGUUUUCCACGAGCUCCCCAUCGCUCCGGACCGCGGCCGGGGAGCCGGCCGGGCUUUGGGGAGGCCCCGCACGAGAUGUACCAGAGUUUAGCCAUGGCAGCCAACCCCGGCCCUCCGGCGUACGAGGGCGCAGGUGGCUUCAUGCACAGCGCGGCCGCAGCGUCCCCGGUCUAUGUGCCCACCACGAGGGUCACGUCCAUGCUCCCCAGCCUGCCCUACCUGCAGAGCAGCGGCUCUUCCCAGCAAGGCAGCCCCGUCUCCAGCCACUCCAUCUGGACUCAGCCCGGAGCCGAAAGCGCCGCUUACAACCCCGGAUCUUCUCACCCUCCCGUGUCACCUCGGUUCUCCUUCUCCACCAGCACCCCCAUCCCGGCCACCUCCUCCCGGGAAGCGGCGGCGGCUUACAGCAGCUCCUUGAACCUUUCUGCCAACGGGAGGGAGCAGUACGGCAGGGGCUUCGGCAGCUCCUACUCCAGCCCCUACCCGGCUUACAUGAGCCCCGAAAUGGCCACCACCUGGACUUCCUCGCCCUUCGACAGCCCCAUGCUGCACAACCUGCAGAGCCGAGGGACGCCCGCGGCUGCCCGCCACGCCAACAUCGCAGAAUUUUUUGACGAUUAUUCCGAGGGGCGAGAAUGUGUCAAYUGUGGGGCCAUGUCCACCCCGCUGUGGAGGAGGGAUGGCACGGGGCACUACCUCUGCAACGCCUGUGGGCUCUACCACAAGAUGAACGGCAUCAACCGGCCCCUGUUCAAACCCCAGAGGAGGCUGUCGGCAUCUCGCCGUGUUGGACUCUCCUGUGCCAACUGCCACACGACCACCACCACGCUCUGGCGCAGGAACGCCGAGGGGGAGCCYGUCUGCAAYGCCUGCGGACUCUACAUGAAGCUCCAYGGGGUUCCAAGGCCUUUAGCCAUGAGAAAAGAGGGAAUUCAGACAAGGAAACGCAAGCCUAAGAACCUUAACAAAACAAAGGCACCAGCAGGCCCAUCCAGCAGCGAGAGUCUUACCCCGACCACCAGCUCCACCAGCAGCAGCAGCAGCAGCACCACGACCACCGAGGAAAUGCGCCCCAUCAAAACAGAACCUGGGCUCUCAUCUCACUACGGGCACCCCAGCCCUGUUUCUCAGGCAUUCUCAGUCUCUGCCAUGUCCGGGCAUGGAUCAUCCAUCCACCCUGCCAUCUCAGCUCUGAAGCUUUCCCCACAGGCUUACCAGACAGCCAUGAGCCAGUCUCCCCAAACCAGUUCCAAACAGGACUCGUGGAACAGCCUGGUGCUAGCUGAGAACCACGGGGACAUCAUCACUGCAUAACCUGGCCCYUUCCCUACGAACUCCAGGCUGAUCYGCUCGAGAGAUGAAGAAGAUGUCACAUAAUCAUCAAGUCAAUGUUGUCUCCCACCUCCCCUGCUCUUCUGCCUUCUCUCCCCUUGUGAAAUGUUCCAGCAAAGAGGUAAAGAGAACUUAUCCGAGGUGUAGGGAAGCUUUUAUGAAAUGAACRGAGAAGACUCAGAUCUCAAAGUAACUCAAGGAUUUGAAGCCUUUUUAAAUGAGCCUCUCUAUUUGAUUGUCACUACCUUCUAUGAAACAGCCAGAAACACAGAGAUGGACACAGUUCUUGAGUUUUAUUUAGCAAUAUCUGGCAUUUAAGACUCAGACAAUGGUGGAACAGAGACACUUCUUCUGUCACCACCUGUUCUUUUCCUGARCAGAAGAAAAUGCCACCAACUUCUCAUGACCCAAAUUCCAUGAUCUUCCACCAAAYGGAACCAGUUCCAGGACAGUUUGCUGAACAGACUUCACUAGAGAUUCCUUAGUGGCUUUAGUGGAUUUGAUAUGAUGUAGGGCAGAGAAAAAAAGAGACACCUUCCCUUCCUCCUCUGCUCACACACAUAGAGCAUUUUCUUCAUUUUCCUAGAUGGUCUGGAAAGCUCAUGAAUGUCCGUAUUUAAUAGUAACUCCUUUUCUAUUUAUCACYACAAAAUCAUGGGACUGUGUUUCCAAAAGGUUGUUGGCUGAGCCUGGAGUAGGUCUGUCCAAAGUCAAAGGGGGAUUUUGGAAGAAGGAACUUUCUGGAAGCAGGUAGAUGAGACCUAUGCUGGUCAUCAAAUCCUGGAGGAAAUGGCUGGGCUCUCUCUGAUGGAUAGCAACAAGCCAGGCUUAGAGAUGAUUCAAGAGCACAGCAAGUGAAAGAUGCUCUUCUAACGCUGCUGUGCCAUUGCUUUUCAGACAGAUAAUUUAAUUAUUUGCCUAUUCUCAUGUUGGUUUGGAUGCCACUGGUGAAAUCUGACUGUCACUUAUUUUUGGCUGURCUGUGAGUGCCCACUUUCCCCCUAACAGCUGGCUCAUGACCAUUUCCUGCAUCCAACCCUUCAGGAUUUCACUUUUUGCAAMAGGCAGUGGUUUCAGCCCCUAUUGGAGGUGGUAGGGGCUGUUUUCUUUACCAAGCAUGUGCACAGACUUGCUUGCCUGCAAGAGAAGCACAACUCCAUUAAACAAGACUCAUCUGUUUGCUUGCCCAUAAGGCUCUCAGCUACCAGGGAAUCUGGCAAAUGGAGUUGGAAGAGAUGCUAAGAGCUCACUGACUCAUUCUCUUCCCCCAAAGGGAUCAGGUUAGAUCCUGUCUAACCCAGCCCUGGCUGCUCUGUCUCUGGCUUMACAAACUCCAACUCCAGGACUGCAGAUGCCACAGCUCUCCUGGGCAGUCCAACUGCUUCACCAGAUGCUUCCCAUGAUGCUGCAUCAACAUUUCCRAGGAAGGACAGCUUUGCCUGUCCAYGCAGAGAAUUUCUGGGAGACCUCAUCCUGCAAGAUUCUUCACUCCUGUUUCUGUCUGCUCCCAAGCUCUGUUACCCUUCUUGCCUUCCCAGCUCSUCUCUUUUCCUCCCUGCAUCCAGAACUUGAGUACAGAAAUAACAAGUGAAAAAUCUCUAGGGGGAAAUUGUGCUUCCCUCCCAAAUGUGCCACCCUCUGUCUCCCACUGUUCAGCAUUCCCACAAGGAGUGCUUUUCCACACAAACACUAAGGCACAUGGCUUGGUGAAGAGGAGAGCCACGGACAGGUUUGAAGCAAAAGAAUGGCAUUGUGUUGUCUUUGUUGGAACUCACCCUUUUCCUGGUGGUGUAGAAACUUCUCUAAGGAGAAGGAUUCAACUGGACUGGUCAUGACUGGAGAGUCCUGGACCCUCCCAUAUUCCUCAUGCUCUCCACAGUUCAGAUUUGCAGGGUUUUGGAGGRGUGACAGAGCCUCCACACUCCCUAGAGAAAACACCAUGGCAAUGAUGCCAUGGGAACGGCUGGAUGGUGUUUGCACCAAUUCCCACUCUGUCUCGCAGAGCUAAUGCAGAGUUUAGCCUCAUUAGUGCCAAUUACAGAUGAGGAAAGAUAUUCAUGAAACAUGAAUAAAAAGAAAUUAAAUUCUGUGAUUCUGUUCAGACUCACUAGGCUGCAGAGAAGAGGCCAGAAAUAGCACAGAAAAAAAAUAUUAAUUUGAGAUGAAAACACAAAGGUGUUUCUCCAUUGGCAGGAAGGUCUUUAGCCAAACUCCUCUUUGAAGUAAAUCCCUUUGUAAAUGGCAGUUGAGCUCUUCUGGGAUCUGACUGUGAAUUCCUGGCCACAACACAGUAGCCUGCACCACAAAAUGCCACUUGGUUCAUGCCAACUUUUGAGAUAUCCAGAAUUACCCUGGAAAGCCCUAAAGGGAGUGGAGCCUCCUGGAGAGGAGCUAAAAUCCAAACCACCCACAACCCUCAUUUCUCUUUCCAUCUGGAGACUCACAGUGGCUCUGCCCACCUUCCCUUAUUGUUGUGCUCCUCCUCCUCCCCUCAAAGCCAAAUUCCCCAGUGGAAUUUUUCUCCUGCCUGUAGAACACACUCAGAGAUGCCAUAAAUGACUCUGCUUAAAAUGCCAGAGGGAAAAAUCCCUGCAGAACAUAAGACUGCCUUAUGYCCCUUUGAUAGAGAUUAAUGAACAGGUUUUUAGCCUUCCUCAAAGCCUGAAAAAUAAUUCUUGAAACAAAGUGAGGAGCAUUUACAAGUUCCUGGUAACAGAACAAGACAACUGCUUUCGAAAGGUGAAGUUCUGAGGGGAAACGUCAGAUUUCCCCUCAGGGGAACUCAGAGGAAUUGUAGGGAUAGAGGACAGUUCUUUAGGGGUAGAAAUUGGCUCUUUUAUCCCCCCUUUUGCACCAGAAGCAGAAUUUCUUAUACACCUGGUUCUGUGGUUCUUUUCAAUCAUCCAAAAUUGUUGUAGAGCUGCUGUUGGUCCAGGAGCAUUUCUCUUUUUCUGGCCAAUGCACAUACCGAGAUGGUGAGAGACUGAUCUCAGAUGCAGCAGCAUCAUUUCAGGUGGSGUACAAACACAGCAUUAUUGAUAGGUCUCCUUCUUCAGAGCUUCUAAUGAUCAAAUGGCAGAGUAAUUUAAAUCAGGAGGGAUGAGAUCAGAUUUCUCAGGGCUCUGUUCAGGUGACUUUUGAAUAUUCCCAMGGAUGGAAAUCCCACCGCCUCUCUGGGUUCCUGUUCCAGUGCUGGACCACCCUCAUGCUGGAAAUGUUUUUCCAAGAAUCAUUGGAAAAUUAAUUGCUCAGGCUUGGGGAUCCCCAUGUAAUGAGUCAUGGUGGGAGGUUGAACGUUUUCUCCAAGCCCAGGAAUCAYUCAGAGCCACCUCUUCCAGGUAGGAGCUGGGAUGGCCAAUGCAGGAUGGCAAACCCCAGAAGUGACAGAUGAAGGGACACUCACAGGACAAGAGGAUUAAAGUGCCACCACUUUCAGGACACUCAGCUCCUUCCAGCAGGAGGGGCCACUUCAAAAAUUCCAGGUUUCACCUGAGCUCUGCUUUCCUGCCCAUGAUGGGGGAGGCAUUUAGGGCCUGUUUUGGUAAUGAAUUAGAUACAGUUAUUAGAGACCCAUUAAGGCAAAGUAAUUAUUGGUUUUAUUGUUGCUUUUAUUGCUGGAGAACUUAGUGAGGUCUAUAGCAGAUCCUACAAAUACAGGAAGAGGGUAGGGCCCACUCUUGCAAAACACCUCAGCACGUAUAAAAAUGCAUAAAAAUGCAUUUGUGGGAUUUGUUCUCCUCAAGAUCAUCCCUAAUCAUGAAAAUUUUGAUGCUGAAGGGUUUGCACCARACCUUGGCAAUGGCUCAGUGGCCACCAAAGUUGAGAUGGGCAKAUGAGAACCAGAACAGGGAGCCAAGAAAGGUCAUUUAACCACUUCUAAAUGUCUUUGCUCUUUGUGGAAGUGCAAUAUCUUGAUUCACUUCAGUUAUUCUUUGUCAAUUGAUCAGAACAGAUCCAUGAAUCACUUGCAAUCUCAUGGGCUUGGAUGCAGAGGAUGCAAUCAGGAGGAGCUCAGGAAUAUUGCAAGGGAGCUUUAAAACUAAUCAACAACUCUCAUUGUAACUCCAAAGCUGUGACUAUGUCAGGGGUGGUGUUUUGUUUUGCCUUUUUUUUUUUUCCUCCCCAUGUAUAAAGUUUGAAGCUUCUCAGGUCACCUGGGAUGGUCUCGUGGAAACAGACACUUACUUGUAAGGGGGAGAGGGAAACCAACCAACUGAACAAGCUGUAAUUAUUUAAAGAUGUAAAAAAAUAUCUAUUAUGAAGUAGUAUGGCUACCAAUCCACGUAACUUCUACACCUUUAGAACUAAUGGAAAUAAAAUAAUGAUAA